Aphidius gifuensis is the source of this 862-nucleotide messenger RNA. RefSeq names its product partner of bursicon-like. Gene Ontology annotation, cellular component: bursicon neuropeptide hormone complex; extracellular region. The transcript has 6 exons. Gene Ontology annotation, molecular function: G protein-coupled receptor binding; neuropeptide hormone activity. The coding region runs from base 1 to 795 and encodes 264 amino acids. The record is from RefSeq and is a predicted model, not a curated record. Lineage: Eukaryota; Metazoa; Arthropoda; Insecta; Hymenoptera; Braconidae. Gene Ontology annotation, biological process: G protein-coupled receptor signaling pathway.
AUGAACAAAUUAACCAUAAUGUUUAAUGUUUUAACUAUUUUUUUAUUGGGAACAGUUUCUGGUACAAUGAUUGCCCAACAAAAUGAUGAAAAUUGCGAGACAUUAACAUCAGAAAUUCACAUAACAAAAGAUGAGUACAACGAGGCUGCAAUUUUAGUUAGAACUUGCAGUGAUGAUGUUUCUGUUACAAAAUGUGAAGGAUUUUGUAAUUCUCAAGUUCAACCAAGUAUAUCAACUCCCACUGGUUUUCUCAAGGAGUGUUUCUGUUGUCGUGAAAGCUACUUGAAAGAACGAAUGGUUACACUACAUCAUUGUUAUGAUGCUGAUGGUGUCAAACUUGAUGGUGAAAUGUCAACAAUGGAAAUAAAACUUCGUGAACCAGCUGAUUGCAAAUGCUUCAAGUGUGGUGUUGAUGAGUGUCAAGUUACUAGAGUUCUUCACACUCUUAGAGCUCCUGGAUGUGUACCAAAAUUAAUUGCAAGUUAUGCUUGUACUGGUCGUUGCAGUAGCUAUUUACAAGUUUCAGGAUCAAAAGAUUGGCAAAUGGAGAGAAGUUGCAUGUGUUGUCAAGAAAGUGGUGAACGUGAAGCAAGCGUAUCACUUUAUUGUCCAAAGGCUAAACCUGGAGAAAAAAAAUUUCGAAAGGUGAUAACAAAAGCACCUUUGGAAUGCAUGUGUCGUCCAUGUACCAGUGUCGAGGAAUAUUCAAUAAUACCUCAAGAAAUUGCUGGUUUUGCUGAGGAAGGACCAUUAACAUCAUCUGCCCAUUUUCGUCGAUCAACAAGUAUCCAAUGAAUAAAAAAAAAAUAUUCAAUCAAUCGAAAAAUAAAUAAACGACAUAUAAUAAAAAUUUAAUCAAACA